This is a messenger RNA of Vanderwaltozyma polyspora DSM 70294, 2088 nucleotides long. RefSeq names its product i-AAA protease YME1 (gene YME1). The transcript has a single exon. Gene Ontology annotation, molecular function: ATP binding; ATP-dependent peptidase activity; metalloendopeptidase activity. Gene Ontology annotation, cellular component: mitochondrial inner membrane. Lineage: Eukaryota; Fungi; Ascomycota; Saccharomycetes; Saccharomycetales; Saccharomycetaceae. Gene Ontology annotation, biological process: mitochondrion organization; protein quality control for misfolded or incompletely synthesized proteins. Bases 1 to 2088 code for a protein of 695 amino acids. The record is from RefSeq and is a predicted model, not a curated record.
AUGAUUACAAGCAGAUUGCUCUAUGGUGGUGGUACACCGUGGAUAAGACAAUUAAACAACACAGGAUGUCGAAUACAUCAGCUUCCAGUACAUUCAAGAAACUGUAACAAUUAUAUAUUUGGUAAUUUAUUUGGUUGUAUACGUUCUUAUAUUACAUCUAAUAAGAAUAUUCUUAAUAAACCAGAGUCAGUUAUUAAGAAUUAUAGCAUCAGCAUCAGCAACAACGACAACGACAAUAAUCGGAAGAAAAGUGACAGGCUUUUAACUGAAAGAGAGAAAUUGGCUAAUGAAGAUUUAGAUGAUCCAGAGGCUCAGGCCUCUUUAUAUAAGGAAAUGUUAAGAUUUGGUUUCCCAAAUUAUGUAGUUUCACGGUUUGAAACACAGGGUGUGAGUUCCAAUUUAGAAUGUUUCCGAUUAUAUAUUGAGAGUUUAAUGAAAUUGGGACAGUUCGAGAAAGUUAGGUCGAUUAAACGACAGAAACUCUUCAUUGAUCCUUACCAAAAUUUUAUAAAUGACAGUAAAUCGAGUAGUAUCAGUAACAGUAACAGUAAGAAGUCGAACUUUGGUUCUAAAAAAAUUCCAAUUCAUGUAAUUGUAACUGAAUCAAAACUAGUUUUGUUUGUAAGAUUUUUAAAAUGGUCAGUUUUCAUUGUUCUAAUCCUAUAUUUACUGUCGAAGCUAGCAGAUUUAAUUGAUGAAAGUUCUUCAAUCUUGCCCAAUUCAGAAUUCGCUAAUAAGACUAUUCAUUCAGUUAAAUCAGAUGUUAGAUUUGAAGAUGUAUGCGGUUGUAAUGAAGCUAGAGCAGAACUUGAAGAAGUUGUGGAUUUUUUGAAGAACCCAAGUAAAUAUGAAUCUCUUGGUGGUAAACUGCCAAAGGGUAUCCUUAUAACAGGACCACCUGGUACUGGUAAAACUUUACUGGCAAGAGCAACGGCUGGUGAAGCUGGUGUUAAAUUCUUUAUGAUGUCAGGAUCUGAAUUCGAUGAAGUAUAUGUAGGCGUUGGUGCCAAAAGGAUUAGAGAUUUAUUUACUGAAGCUAAAGCUAAUGCUCCUGCUAUUAUCUUCAUAGAUGAGUUGGACGCAGUUGGUGUCAGACGUACGACACUAGAUCCCGCUUAUACCAAACAAUCUUUAAACCAAUUGCUAGUGGAAUUAGAUGGGUUCUCCCAGACAUCUGGUAUCAUUGUAAUUGGUGCAACUAAUUUCCCUGAGGGUUUAGAUAAAGCUUUAACAAGGCCUGGUAGAUUCGAUAAAAUUGUAAAUGUCAGCCUACCUGAUGUCAGAGGUAGAACAGAAAUUUUGAAAAGACAUAUGAGAAAUAUCACAUUGGAUCUUGAUGUUGAUCCAGUAAUACUUGCUCGUGGUACCCCAGGUUUUUCAGGAGCUGAUUUGGCAAACUUAGUUAAUCAAGCUGCUGUUUAUGCAUGUCAAAAUAAUGCCAAGACAGUAAAUAUGUCUCAUUUUGAAUGGUCAAAGGAUAAAAUACUUCUUGGUGCAGAAAAGAAGUCAAUGGAAUUGACUAAAAAGACAAAAGAUGUUAUUGCAUAUCACGAGGCAGGUCAUGCAAUAAUGGCUCUCUUCACACCAGGCUCUGUACCGUUAUAUAAGGCAACUAUUCUCCCAAGAGGUGAGACAUUGGGCAUCACAUUUCAACUGCCAGAGAUAGAUAAAGUUGAUGUGACCAAGAAAGAAUGCUUGGCAAGGUUAGAUGUUUAUUUAGGUGGUAGAAUUGCUGAAGAAUUGAUAUUUGGUGAAGAGAGUGCAACUAGUGGUUGCACAUACGAUCUAAAGGAGGCCGCCAAAACUGCAAAAGCAAUGGUCACUAAAUAUGGUAUGAGUAAAAAAGUUGGACUUCUUAAUCUUGAAGAUGAUAUAGAGAAUUGUUCUCCUAAAUUCAAAGAUUUGAUAGAUAAUGAAGUGGUCAGGAUUUUAAAAGAAUCUGAAACCCGCACAAGAACUUUGCUAGCAUCGAAACGACAGGAAUUGGAUAGGCUCGCACAUUCUCUAUUGGAAUACGAAACUCUUAAUGCCAAUGACAUAACAAAAGUUUGUAAGAACGAAGAGUUAGAUAAUCUAAAAAAUUAUUGA